GUUCGGCGCAUGAAAAGCAAGGUGUCUAAACCCAUGUCGAACUUGUGUCUCGUCCUGUAUCGCAUAAUAGGACAUGAUUUGUCGUAUUUUGUGCCGUAUGGAAUCUAAUCAAAACCUGCUGAACUUCAUAUAUUCGGAUGCGGCUCUUUCUGUCGUAUUUGACCGUUGUACAUUAGGUUCAGCGCAUGAAAAGUUCGCCGUCUGAAUCGGGCCUUUAGGAAGACUUCUCGCUCCGAAUUUUCGUCGGUUAGCCCACUUGCACGGAUGCAUUAUUAGAAAAGAUAUGAGAUCUGGGCUUCCAGAAUGAACGGCAGUUUUGGCAAAAUUGGUUUCGGUUUCGACACGCCGGAAACAUGAAGUGCUCUGGUGUAAAUACAAUACGAGUGGUUAUUUACAAAUAUUACAAUUUGGAAAGUCACGUCUUUGAAAAACUCACGAAUUAUACAAGUCGAGUGUGCGUUUUUCACAAAUUGGAUGAGAAAUCAUACUACUACUUAUUGCUAAUAUACAUGAAAAACUUAUGUAAAAGCAAAUUCAAAGUCAUUUUGUCAUCCAUGAAAAAACCAAUAGCAUUGCGUGGGCGAGUGAGUGUUUCAUUACGCGGAACGUGUGCACGUACGAUUCUAAGGUAUAUCGAGUUACAAGAGAGGAAUUAAUCAUUGCGAGUUGAGGGUUAUAACUUAUAAGCAGUGUACGCUGAUCAUUCUGAUCACAAAUUCGGCAGUCUCUGAAAGACCAGCUCACUGUGAUAUAUUCGAGUAUAGUUCGAAAGUGUUCUGACCGAGUCACUCGUUGGUGAUUAUUUAAAGAACACUUGUUCAGAUCUACUUUGUGAUUUAAUCAGUGUGAAAUGGCGAACGAUACGGAACUCAUUGGAUCGUUCAUUUGGAGCAAACCACAGAAGAAUUUAUCAAAAUUACUUAAAGAAUAUCAACUGCCUCAGAUUGUUCGAGUCGUGGAUGGCUUCUGCGGCAAGAACGAAGAAACAAGCAUAAAUAGCGAACAGAUAUUGGCAUUCCACGAGAUAUGUUCAGUCCGAAAACUAUUUGGCACGGACAGUUCGGGCAAGCAAGUAAUCAUUCCAUUGACGUGUCCAACACAAGUUCUAGUCUGCCCGUCCAAAUGUAAGUACACGCCAUGUAAAGUCGAAGAUUUUAAGUCCAUCUUUCCUAAAGUACAAUACGUACGAGUGAAAAGCUGUGGACCUCAAUCCAGGAAUGCCAGUGACAUUUUACAACCCUCGCUCAAAGUUGGUGACAUACUACAAAUUCAAAAGAUUAACAAAAAAAAGAAAAGUGUCGUUUGUCAGAAUACUGAUACUAAAGGAGAAGUGACUCUUUCCUACACAUCCCCGGCGAUUUUCACCCCAUUACUAGACAGCCGGAAAUACACACUGUCGGAAGUUGUGAUCAACUACGGCCUGCAUUCGAGGGUGUGCUUUGAAACAACCCGUUCGCAGGCUGAUCAAAACUCGGAUCAGUGGAACAGCGCGUUAACAGGUCUCACUGAAGUGGUCUUUCAUAAAGUGCUAACGGAAGUUAAAGUUAUCGCAACUACCUUAGGGAGAGGGGUGGGUGCACUAACGCACUGUAUAGGUCUACCGACUGACCUACCCAUCCGCUGUGCAGUCGCAGAACGUUUAGCUAAAAAUGGCCAAAGUUAUGAAGAUUUUGUUCGUACGCUACACGCAGGUUUCAACAGCAAGAACCUCUCAGAGAGAGUAAAUGUAUUCCAAGAUAUAAACGCUGUAAAGAUAUACGAUUUAACUUCUUUCGAAAGUAUGGCGACUGUUCAACGGCCACAAUCCGACACCUUACCGAGUCCUGUACAAAGUAAUGUGGCAAAAAAACCGGCCAAAGUUUCUCCCAAACCUAAAAAAAGAAUCACAGAGUCCCCAAACAAUUCCGACUAUCCACCACGCGAUUCAAAACAACCCUCGCAAAGUCCUGCUGACGAAGUACACGACGAACCUGCACGAAAUAGCCCCGAAGUUGGUACGCCCACAGCCGAGGUAUACGACAAACUUUCACGAAGUCGUCCCGAAGAAAGUGCAACCACAGACGAAGAGGAGUACGUUGACAUGAGCUUCUUUCAGAAAAAUAUUUAUGAAUAUGUUGAUUGUGAAAAGGACAAACAUUCAGUUGAUAACCAGAACAACCUUGAUAUAUAUAUGUAUGUUUCGAUAACAAAUUCUCACCGUACUGGCAAUUAUAUAAAUGUUCCAUCAACAUUAAAAGUCCAGGAUCAUUUGAGAAACGAAGGUUCACAAAAGCAAGCACCAUUCAAUCAACCUGAAAUAAAACAUUCACAAGGUUAUGAACAGGUUAAGCCUGUAUGGAAUUCAAACUCGAAUCAGGAGUUUGCAGAUCCUAAUUUAAUCCUAAAAGAUAACGAUAAAAAUAAGGAGCAAUUAUCCGAAAAUCACAGUGACUAUGUCAUCCCUAUGAUAUCACCAAACGUAAAACCUCAGACAAGGAAAUUUGUCAUAAUACACAAACGAACCGAUGCAAAAAAUAAACCUUCAAAUACCGGUUAUGAAAAUGUCGAGUUCGCAAGGGAAAAACAGAACGGUCAGCGAAAACAUGCUUAUGAAAAUGUGGUUACAAACGUUGGAAUAGGGUUCAAAUUCCAGGAAUAGUUCUUAUUAGUCAAAUAUUGAGUUUCUCGCAGUUUCUUUAUAAAGUUUCUUCGUGUUCGCAGUAAAAGUAGCCUGCGUAGCAGCCGUUUUAUUGUAUUGAAGGUUUUGAAGAUUUUUGAAUAAAUGACGGUAAUCCUUAAAACCUUCAAUAAAAUAACACUGCUACGCAGGUUACAGUUAGUAAAAGGAUUUUGAUAGAAGAAUCUAUACCUAUGAACAAACAAAGAAACAAGCAAUUUUUUGCAUGAAUUAAUUUUAA
Molecule: messenger RNA, 2897 nt
Organism: Paramuricea clavata
Lineage: Eukaryota; Metazoa; Cnidaria; Anthozoa; Malacalcyonacea; Plexauridae
Source: the annotation of a GenBank genome assembly